Molecule: messenger RNA, 2376 nt
Organism: Cheilinus undulatus (humphead wrasse)
Lineage: Eukaryota; Metazoa; Chordata; Actinopteri; Labriformes; Labridae
Gene: pgm1
Product: phosphoglucomutase 1
Exons: 11
Coding region: 84-1769 (561 amino acids)
Biological process (GO): carbohydrate metabolic process
Cellular component (GO): cytosol
Molecular function (GO): phosphoglucomutase activity; magnesium ion binding
Source: RefSeq, a predicted model, not a curated record
GUGCGGCUGCUUUGACACUGCAGUCGCCUGCUGCAGACUGCGGAUCACACAGGGUGACCAUAGGUGCUCACUGGGUGUCAAAAAUGGUGAAAAUAACGACAGUGAAGACCAAGCCGUACACGGACCAGAAGCCUGGGACGAGCGGUCUGAGGAAGAGGGUGACAGUGUUUCAACAGAACCAGCACUAUGCGGAAAACUUCAUCCAGAGCAUUAUCUCUGUCAUUGAGCCUGCCGAGCGUCAGGCUGCCACCGUGGUGGUGGGAGGAGACGGCAGGUUUUUCAUGAAAGACGCUAUUCAGCUGAUCGUCCAGAUUGCUGCCGCUAACGGGAUUGGUAAUCUGGUUAUUGGUCAGAAUGGCAUCAUGUCCACCCCGGCAGUCUCCUGUGUGAUCCGCAAGAUAAAGGCAGUGGGCGGCAUCAUCCUCACAGCCAGUCACAACCCUGGAGGCCCCAACGGAGACUUUGGUAUCAAAUAUAACAUCUCCAGUGGAGGUCCUGCUCCAGAGGGCAUCACAAACAAAAUAUUUGAGAUCAGCAAAGGCCUGCAGGAGUAUCACAUCUGUCCGGAUCUGAAAGUGGAUCUGUCCAAAAUCGGAAAACAGACCUUUGAGGUGGAAACUUUCAAACCCUUCACAGUGGAGAUUGUUGACUCUGUGGAGGCCUACGCUGAGAUGCUAAGGGGCAUCUUUGACUUUGCUGCACUGAAAGAGCUUCUCUCUGGUCCCAACCACAUUAAUGUCCGCCUGGAUGCCAUGCACGGAGUGGUCGGUCCUUAUGUGAAGAAGAUUGUCUGUGAAGAGCUUGGAUCUCCAGCUAACUCUGCAGUGAACUGUGUCCCUAAGGAGGACUUUGGAGGACACCAUCCUGACCCCAAUUUGACCUAUGCUGCUGACCUGGUCAACGCCAUGAAAGGUGGAGAGUAUGACUUUGGAGCUGCCUUUGAUGGUGAUGGUGACCGUAACAUGGUACUGGGUAAACAUGGCUUUUUCGUGAACCCCUCAGACUCUGUGGCCGUCAUUGCUGCCAACAUCACCGGCAUCCCUUACUUCCAGAAGACUGGUGUGAAAGGACUGGCCCGCAGUAUGCCCACUAGUGGAGCCCUGGACAAUGUGGCUAAAGCUCUUCAGAUGCAGCUGUAUGAGACUCCAACCGGCUGGAAGUUCUUUGGGAAUCUGAUGGAUGCUGGAAAACUUUCACUGUGUGGAGAGGAGAGCUUUGGCACAGGUUCCGAUCAUAUCCGUGAAAAAGACGGCUUGUGGGCGGUGCUUGCAUGGUUGUCAAUCUUGGCCACCAGGAAACAGAGUGUGGAAGAGAUCAUGAAGGAUCACUGGCAGAAGUUUGGCAGGAACUUCUUCACAAGGUAUGACUAUGAAGAGGUCGACUCUGAUGCUGCCAACAAGAUGAUUAAGGAUCUGGAGACGGCAAUGUUUGACCCGUCCUUUGUAGGAAAGAAGUUUUCCUCAGGGGAUAAGACAUAUGAGGUGGCUAUCGCUGAUAACUUCGCCUACACAGACCCUGUGGAUGGAAGUGUGUCCAAAAACCAGGGUUUGAGGAUCAUCUUUUCUGAUGGUUCUCGGAUUAUUUUCCGUCUCAGCGGUACUGGCAGCGCGGGGGCAACAAUCAGGCUCUACAUUGACAGCUAUGAGAAGGAUCUCCAGAAGAUCUACCAAGACCCACAGGUGAUGCUAGCCCCUCUGGUUGAUAUUGCCCUGAAGGUCUCUCAGCUCCACGAGAGAACUGGACGCUCUGGCCCCACUGUGAUCACAUGAUUCCUCUGCCACACUGCCUCUAACCCCACCGUCCUCAGCAACAGGAUACCUCCACUCUCUCUGGGGAUGAAGCUGCUCUUCACUGCUGUUUUGGCUUCAGUCUCAGGCCCUCUAGACAAAAAACUAAACUCAACAUGCAAAUGGAGAACAAGGAGAAACAUGAGGAGCUUUUGGUUUGUUUGUAUUAGACAUUUACCACUGCCAUUAUCUGGUGUUUAAGUGUUGAUGUGCUGCCUCCUUGUCGAAUUUAUAACAAAAAAUGCUAUGCAUCAGAAAAACUUGAGUUGUUUGUCACCAAAGUCUCAUGAUUUAUUAAUGUGUUUCAAGGAAAACAUGAAAAGUUUAAAUGUGGACUGGAAAGCUUGACUUGAAUGUGCCUGAUGUCAUUUCUCAAUCAAUGUUAUUGUCCAGAUCUGUUCCUGAAACAUAUCAUUAAGCAGAGGACCUGCCAGACUGGUCAUAAAUCAGCAAUCUGGGGCAACCUCAUCCCCUUCACGUUUCCCUUAACCGACCUGGUGCCUUCCCCUCCCCUCUAAUAUCUAUCUUCAAGACCUGAACCAUGAACUGACACAUCCAGCAUUAAUAAAAUAACCCACAUAAAAGGAAA